Molecule: messenger RNA, 1059 nt
Organism: Fomitopsis serialis
Lineage: Eukaryota; Fungi; Basidiomycota; Agaricomycetes; Polyporales; Fomitopsidaceae
Exons: 8
Coding region: 29-862 (277 amino acids)
Source: RefSeq, a predicted model, not a curated record
CCGCGGCACCGCGACCUCGGACCUGGCCAUGGCCUCCAACGCGCAGGGUCCUUCGAAGGGACAUGCUCAAGGCAAGAAACCAGCUGGCACGGCUCGGUACCUCAGCAGCACAAGCGCGUCCAGCUCGCGGGCCGCCGCCGCGGCCACCCCGACAUCGUCUUCAUCGUCUUCCAAACGCAAGCCACCACUCAAUGCAAAGAUUGCCAAGCCUGUGUCGCACACCGCUGCCAACGGGACCUCUACCGUGAAGCCGACAAAGUCUGGUGGCCAUGCUAGUGGGUCGGUACCAGUCCGGAGCGUGGGCAUGAAGGCUUCCAGUAGCGUCGGCAAGAACCUUGCUCCUAGUUCUAGCUCGUCGUCAUUAUCUCAGAAGACCGUGUCUAAGGAUAAGCAACCGGCGUCCGUCGAUGUAACGCGCGACCAGGCCACCCCUCUGACGACAUUGGAUGCGUCACAGCAAGCGGCUCAGUUACAAUCUUGGCUAUUCAUGUCAGCGAAGCUGGAGACGAUAGAGCAACGGCGCGCUGAACUCUCUGCGGAGGAAGCAGACAUCGCCGACGCUCGACUCAUGGCACCUCAUGUGGCCUCUGCGAUUGCAUCUUUAGAAGCUUGCUCCCGGAUAUUGUCUGAAGCUCUGCAACUUGCGCAACGCCCAGCCAAUGAAAUCUGGCAUGUUGGGCACCAUGAAGAGCUCUAUGACCGGUCGGAGCAUGAUAGCCGAGUUGUCCUAGCUCUGCUCGCUCUAUUGCCGGUUGUACGCGCACAAGGUGCAAACCUUGAUUGUGCUCGGACAGUUAUUCAGUCUAGCAAGAGUAAUCUUCGUGCUGUCAUGCGCUUGCAGAGCCUACAAAGCUCUGCCUAGCUGGUUAUCCCUAAUUUUCUGUGCUUUUCAUUGUCUUGUGUCUCCUGGAUGAUGAAGCGCUCAAGUCCAGCUCAUGUACAGUGUACCAUGCUUUCUACAAGGCCGAGUCAUUUCAGGCUGGAUUCUCUUGUGCGAUCAUUUCCCUCAAACUCAGUGUACUCGUCAUUCACGGACAUCCAGAAGCGGACGCUAGAGGA